AUGUCUUCCGAUACGUCGUCUCGUAAAAAGAGGACAACCUCUGAGGUCUCUACGCCUGCUCCCUCUGGCGACCAUCGCAAGAGGCGCCGUAAUAGGACGACCCAAUCCUGCCUCAACUGUCACACAUCUAAGCGGAUGUGCGACCGAAAGCGACCAGCUUGCGCUCGCUGCACACAACUUGGCUUGACUGGCCUUUGUGUGUACGAAGUUGACGAUCCUAAUCAGAGAUCUGACGCUCAAGAUGAGAGUUCAAGGCUACUCAAGCGCGUUGCUGAAUUAGAGGGCGUGAUUCGCGAGCUGAAAAACAAACCUCAUCCACGAUGGGUACAGUCGAACAAUAUCCCUGCAGAUGAUUACGACAAGUGGCACUCUCGAGUGCAGUCGCCCCCCAUUGUACCGUCACCCCCAAGUUCGGCGUCUUCGUCGGAAAAAGCUGAUUCACCCCCCCUUAAUGCACGCCCCUUGCGCUCCCCAGCUGUUGUCAAAGCAAAUGUUUACCCGUCAAUCCCCCACAUCGACGAAUCCCAGCAACAACCAUCGUACCGCUCAUCGCCACAGAGCAUUCCUUCUCCGUCUCUCAUGACGCCAACGGAAGAAUUUUCCCAACCCCACGUGGGGGUUGUGGGGCACCCAGACGGUCAACACGACUAUGAUAUUAGUACGAUGUUUCUUCCAUACCCAGGUCUUAUGGGGUGCGAGGAUUCGUACAUGUCAAGACACGAUUCAGUGGACGAUCCUGCAUUCCACAAACACCGCGGCGGACAUUGCGAUUGUUUGCAUGAGCCAUCCAACUAUAACGUCGUGCUGGAGCUCUCACUCAGACUGCGAAAGGCGGCUGAUAUACUCUCUCGAUCUCCGAAGCAUUACUUGGGGACGAAUUGUUCACUCCAUCACCGCAUUUCUGAGUUGGAUACAUUUGCUACGACUGCGCUGGGGAACAUUUCAACAUCUCCGGAGCCGGAACCUGUCAUAAUGCAAGACGUGUCCUGCCAGCCCAACACGGACAUGAACCGCCAUCAUUCGCAGGUAUUCUCGAGGUCUUCAAUGGCUCCGAGCGGCCUUCGCCCUUGGGACAUUAUUUCGAACAGUUCUCCCGUUCCCUGUGACGACCCGUACAUGACAUGGGAUCGUUCUUGA
Molecule: messenger RNA, 1137 nt
Organism: Laccaria bicolor S238N-H82
Lineage: Eukaryota; Fungi; Basidiomycota; Agaricomycetes; Agaricales; Hydnangiaceae
Exons: 6
Coding region: 1-1137 (378 amino acids)
Biological process (GO): regulation of DNA-templated transcription
Molecular function (GO): DNA-binding transcription factor activity, RNA polymerase II-specific; zinc ion binding
Source: RefSeq, a predicted model, not a curated record